Messenger RNA from Trichobilharzia regenti, 2175 nucleotides. The record is from the annotation of a GenBank genome assembly. NCBI's taxonomy places the organism in Eukaryota, Metazoa, Platyhelminthes, Trematoda, Strigeidida, Schistosomatidae.
AUGGCGGAUUUUCACGCAAGUGAUGAUAUCCGUCCAAAGUCAGCGGUGGUACAGGUAUCAGAAAUUUCCGACCGAUCUGUCAACCCAAGGCCAUUAUGUAAUCGAGGAGCCCCAGGUUCUACAGGUUCUCAAGUAAAUGACGACUAUUUGACUGGACAAAGACUUAGAGAAAUAACAGGGUGUGAAGAUCUAAAAAUGGUGAUUACCUUGGAUAUGCAAUUUGAUACUGAUCGUAUGGCGGCUGGGAACUUCGGAGUGUAUUUACCGAAUCUUAAACAACUACGGUUGUCUAACAGUAAUAUCCGUACUGUUCGAGACUUAGGGACAGGACUUAACAACUUGGAAGUUGCUUGGAUGCCACGCUGUUGUCUCAUUAGCCUUGAUGGGAUAUCAAGUUUUACAAAAUUAGUGGAGUUAUAUGUCGCGUUCAAUGAAAUUUCUGACCUCAGUCCAUGUGCAAUGUUGGAUAUCAUCGAAUUAAUAGAUCUAGAGGGUAAUCUGAUAGAAGAUAAAUCAAGUCUGUCAUAUCUUCAUUUGUGUCGCAAUCUAACAACAAUUACCCUUGAAGGCAACCCUCUUGUUACCAAGUGUGGUGGAAAAAUAAGGUACAGAAAAAUUGUGAAGAAAAUGCUACCUCAAAUAACUGUACUUGAUGAUAUCCCAAUACAAAAUAAUCCAACCUCAAAUUUAGGAGAGUACGACAUUACUAAGUUUGACAGUGAAUGGGAAUACAUAAAUACUGUACUGAAGGAGAUUGGUUUACUAUCUGUGACAAAGAAGAGUAAUAUAAGAUCAAACAAGUCCCGAGAUACUAUUGUUAACGCAGAAACAAUUGAACCAGGCCGGUCAUCAUUAGGACUUCGGCCUACGUCAGCAAUAAAACAAAGGUAUCAAGAAAACAGUUUGCAGCAUAUCACGAUGGACAAUGAUAAUCCUACUACACAAGCCUCUAGAAGUUCAUCAGUCAUUAUGGAUGCUGAAGUUUUUUCAGAUGAAGAGGGUCGUGUUUCGGAACUGACCACAGGUGAGGUUAUCUGUGGAGGUAUUAGUGCUGCAUUACGAAACCGAAGGUUUUCAGCACAACUGACUGCUACUGCUACAAAUAAACCAAUUCCUACUUUUUCAAAAACUGAAAAUCUUUUACCUUGCAAUGAGAAUCAUUCAUCAGAAAUAAAGGCAAAUGAAGCAAAUGAGUCUUUUCCUACAAAGGCGAAUAAUAUUAGUACAAAUGUAGAAUGUGAUGACAUUUUAAAUGAAGAGUCAUCUUUACGUCAAGAAUGUGAUCUGGUUUUGAAAGAACUUGCAGCCUGGAGAAAAAUGUACUCACAGUCUAAAGUAUUCAAGUCAUGCAGAAGAGCGAAAAUGAUUCCUAAAAUUACAAAAUCGGAUUCUGAAUCUGAUACAAUUCUUCUAUCAACUGAUAGUGAUAAUCCACUGGACCAUGAAGGGAGUGAAAACAUGGUAAAUUGUGAGGAUAAACGCACCCGUCACUCUGAUGUCAAGUCAAAAAAUAAUCUACAAAGUACAAAUUGUCGAAGAAAAGAUAAACUUAAUAAGAAAUCUAUGAAUCUCACGGAGAACAAAGCAAAAUGUGACAGUCAGAAGAAUAACAAUACACAGUGUAAAAUGAACAGUUCAACAGAUGAAAGUCAUAUAAAGACAAAUUACAGUUCUUAUUCAGUUGACGAUCGAUCCAUCAAUCAUCAAUCAAACUCGACUAAAUUGAACUCAUCAUUAUCAUCGUUUCUACCUAUUUUACAAACAAAUGGAAAGUCGAUUAAAGUUGAUUCACCAGUUUCUUCAUCUUCAUCCAGUUGUUCUCCUAGAAAACAGGCACCUGAACAAUCAACUUCUGGAGUGGAAAGCAGUUUUGAUGAACAAAUGGUCGUCAACAAUGACAACAGUAUACAAGAUUUACAAGUUACCAAGUCUUCAGUGAAAAACGAUCCGUCUUCUCCAUCUUCUCCUCCAGAGCCGCCCCUUCAUCAGCUGAAGCAAAAACAAUCUGAAUUCUCUAAAAUGAAAACAUCCAAAUCUCCUGUUGUAUACGCAAACCAUAGAAUAAACAAAACUGAAUCAGGAAAUAAGCUGGCUAUGCGAAUGUCCAGAACAUCGAGUACUACUAUUCAAGCGUUACCAUCGAAACCUUUAGUGAAACGUGAAAAAAUUGAAUAA